This is a messenger RNA of Linum trigynum, 5846 nucleotides long. Lineage: Eukaryota; Viridiplantae; Streptophyta; Magnoliopsida; Malpighiales; Linaceae. The record is from the annotation of a GenBank genome assembly.
CCCUAACCUUUAAUAGGUGAACUCCAAUCCGUGAUUCUCUAACCUCUAAUUUAUGCAAAUACUUUGUCAUACCUAUCUUCUAUCGUAUAUUGAGUAAAAUCAAAAGAUAGUAUACCUUGAUAUUAUAUAUAUGUAUAUAUGUGUGUGUAUAGUAGACUCAAAUUUAUCCAGAUACUUCGCCAGACAUAUCUUAUCUCACCUAAUACUCAUAUUAAAAGUGCUACUUGCCUAUCCCCCACCCUCGGGAUUGAGAUCCCGCUUUUACCCCCAUAACGUCAAACAACCAUUAGGGUUGUCUAUAGUUUGAUAUGCAAUAUAUAAAGAGGCAAAUCCUAAGAUCCUGCUAUUUAUUUCUUAUCCUCUCCCGCCGCCCCCUUUAUGGAGAAUAAAAGGGUAGGGAUGACAGGAUCAUAACUCGAUAUGGUUUUAUUCUGUUCAUCAUAUCGCUUUCGUCAAAUUCUGGGUGGCAGCUUUUCGGUACUCGACCUCGGAGGUUAUGUUCUUUUUGAUUUUUUUGGGCUUCUUUUCAUUCUUAUUUGACACCUAUGGUUGUGAUCAAAGGUAUUUAGCCCCCAAAAGGGAUUGCGAUUUUAGGUCCUUUGGAAAUCCAAUACACAUUCAUGAUCCUCAACUUUUGACAAACUCUCGACCAAUGUUGUAAAGAUUAGGACUUUUUAGUGAGAAAUUUUUAGUAAAGAUACAUCAUUAUCGGAUCAAUUUAUUAAUCCAUAUUGAAACUAGACACACACCGUAGCCCUCGUGAUAAUUAAAUUCUAUAAUCUCGACUCGUUUCCAUUUUGGAUGUUAGUUUUUUUAUUAAGACACUUAAAUUUAGUAUAUAUUAUACAAUAUGUAUCAAUUGUUAAUUUUGAAGUUUAGAUGAAACUUCAACCCGUGGUCAUUGUUUAUAUGUUGGCUUAGAAUCUCAAUCUAAGACACUCGCACACACUAUCGAGGAUUUUGGUCUUAACAUGGUCGUUGAAUGUGUAAUUUUCAAAGAUUUUAUCACUUAUAUAUAAAUAUUUGAUAAAUAGUGUCUACAGUACACACAUAUUUCAAGUGCAUUUAAAAUGUCUUAUCAUUUGAACAAUAUCGGUGGAGUUCAUUUGAUUAUUUGCAUUAACUUAUUAUCUAUACAACAUAUAUCAAUUCGUAUUUCUCGAGUUUGGACGAACUGACAACCAAUUUUGAGAGUUGAGAUUAUUGGAUAAAGAUACUUGAUUUCUGGAUAAAUAUGUUUAUCCCAAUUGACUAUCUUACUAAAAAUUGUCAACCUUUAAUUGGUAAAUGUCUAGGUUAGUAGAUGAUGAAACGCGAUGUUUAUCGUAGAUUCUCGACAAAGAUUCUCUAACCUUCCUUUAUGUUAUUUUUCCAGAAAUCUUGUGUCUCAUCCUAGGGUAUGAAGUCAAAGUUCGUCAACAAUCAUACUUAAGUCAUUUUGAAAAUUUUGAUUUAUGAUCGUUGACGAUAACUCCAAGUAUGAAAGAAAAUUUCUUAACGUACGACUUAGGACCUCAAUAGAGCUUGCUCAAUCAACAUGAUAUAGAACAAAUAUUAUUAAUGUGAUCUUAGGACACAUUAUAAAAUUAUUGCACAUGCGAUUUCUCUUCAUUUGAGAAGUUUAAGGUAGAACAUGAUCUGAGGUAUAAUAAGUCAUUUUUAAAUAAAUAACUAUAACUACUUGAUCAAGUAAUAUAUUAUAAUAAAUAACUAUAACAUGAUCUGACAUUUUGCUAAAUAAUAAUUUUAUUAUUUUAUAGACAUAUAAUUUACAAAUAAGAGAGUGUUUCAUUGCAACAAAAUAUAAAGUAAUAUAUUUUAUUUUUCACAGGUAAUUGAAUGUUAAAUUUUUAUUUUCUCUCUUUCAUAUAAAUUUUGUUUAAUCGAAAAAACAUUAUUGUUUAUGUGUAUGUUUGUAUAAUUUUUUCAUCAAAAUGUAACUUAUCAUUAAAUUUUAGUAAAAAUGAGUAAAAAUUUUACUUCAUAAGGUUUAAUCAGAUAUUUUUUAUUUAAACAAAUGUGGUAUAUGUUACUUUUGUUUUCUUUUUUCAUAUUUUUUUUACUGGAAAAAAAAUUAUUAUUAAUGUGUGUUUGGUUAAGUUUAUCAACAUGUAACUUAUUAUUACAGAAAAAAGAAUAAAUGGAUAAAAGAAAUGGAAAUAUUAAAGAAGAGAGAGGUAGCUCCAUAAAUACAUUAACAACUAAUUUUUUUGUUUGUUAAAAAAUUGUCCAACUUGGCAAAUUGUGGAUUCUCCAAGUGCUUAUGUGGCAAUAUAUUGUUUUUGAAUUGCCAUAAUAUAUAAUAUAGAUAGAUAGAUAGAUAUAGAUAUAGAUAUUUUUCAUUCUUAAAGUGUUUUUCCCUACGUUUUAUUGUAAAAAAUAAAAUUUACUUAUAUUUUUUUCAAUAGCAUGUAAGAGUGGGUCGACCCGCCCCGCCCCGUACCCACACGGGUUUUACCCGACCCGCCCCAACCCGUAAUAAUGAGGGACGGGACAUGAAAAUUGAGGUACCCGCCCGACCCCAUUUCCAUCACUAACCCCCUAAACAAAGUCAACCACGCGGCUGCUAGAAUGAUCGUUGGUCAGCAGGCGUGUGCCGCGAAUGCGCGCCUUUACUGGCCUGGCCUGGCAGCCCAUGAGCCCACCCAUGCCGUUAACGGGACCGCACCGCACACUUUCUCUGACUUUCCCGCCAAACUACCUUAACCAAAACUACCCACCCCACCGCCCCCGGCAAAACUGUACUACUGGUCAGUUUUCCUCUUUUAUGGUUUAACUGGUCAAUUUUGUUAAACAAAUCAAAUUUAAAAACCAACAUGUAACAUUAAUUUUGAUAAACAAUGCACAUGUGCUAAUUGCUAUUGAUUUCCCUAAAGCAGAGCUUAAACAAUGUUUUCACUUUCCAAAGGAAGAUUCUAAAUUUGAUUUGUUUCCCGUCCUCAUACAAAUACAAAUUGGCUAAACACAACAACUAGGUGGGCUGAAUCAAUUUGACUACGGCAAAGUUGAGACAACCAACUCGUAUUGAUCCCGUUUAAUUAUCACAGUGUGAUCUAACGACUCAUUAUAACGUACAACACGAUCCAACGACAUCAACACGUGUUGAACGCUUCGUGUUAGCAUCGUACCAUAAUCGGGAUUCCCAUAUUUUGACCAUAAUCGUGUUACCGACUCCUCCGGUUUCCCUCCCUCUUUCCCAAAUAAAUAUCAUUCACACAGUAAGUAAUUACUACUAAUUAAUCACCUGCAACUGAAUUAAUUAUCAUACAAUAAUUACGGCGUCGAAGCAUAAUUGUCCGUAGAAUUGCGGAGUAGGAAGAAGACAGGAAGCAGCAGAGCAGAAGCGGGCACCGCGCCAUUGCCACAGCCAUCUCCCCCCCAAUCAACUAACUGCCAACCGCGCGCCCAUCAACAAUUUCAGCAUCAACUUCCCAACAACGCCAAGCAUUCUUAUUAUUAUAUUUAUUCCACUGAGCCUCCGACUUAAAGACUUUCUGAUUGAUCUCGUUCGUCGUCACUAUUCUCCUGCAAAAUCUUGCUUCUACUUCGUUUCCGAUUCGAUCUCUGAUCAUCGGCAUAGCGAGAGGUACUGGAAGGAGGGAAAAAACCAGAGGUAUCGAUAGUAAGUAGGUAGCUGAUGGCGGCUGCAGCUGAGAGAGCCGCGGAGGCCGCGGUUCAGGCCAUAGGCCGAGGGUUUGACCUUACCGUCGAUUUGCGGCUCAAGUACUGCAAGCCUCAUUCGCUCGUCGCCGUCGACGAGCGGAAUUCCUUGCAUAGUCUCUCCGUUCCAGUUCCAGCUGGUUUCUCCGUUCCCGGCGUCCCUAAAUCGAUCAAAUGCGAUAAAGGCGAGCGCACGAGGUUCAGCUCGGAUCUCCUCUCUUUCCAGCAGAUGUCUGAGCAGUUUAACCAGGAGUUAUCGCUCUCUGGGAAAAUCCCGACGGGCUCUUUCAAUACGGCCUUUGAAUUCACUGGAGUCUGGCAAAAGGAUGCUUCCUCCACUAAAUCCAUGGCUUUUGAUGGAGUCUUCAUCACGCUCUACAGCAUUGCUCUUCAGAAAUCGCAGGUCGUUCUCUCAGAGCAUAUCAAGCAAGCUGUUCCCUCGUCAUGGGACCCCGCUGCACUAGCAAGAUUCAUAGAGAAAUAUGGUACCCAUGUUAUUGUUGGCGUGAAAAUGGGAGGGAAGGAUGUGGUCUACGUGAAGCAGCAGCACACAUCUCCUCUCCAACCUGUUGACGUAAAGAAGAGGUUGAAGGACCUAGCAGACGAAAUCUUCAAAGACGGAGCUGGCCAGAUUGGAGGCCUAAACCAAGACAGAAUGUUUGUGAAGGAGCACGGCCUGGCUUUUAUGGACCAAUUUGUUGCCAACUCUUAUUCCAAUGAUGAGGAUGUGAAGUUCAUUCACAAGAGAAUAGGUGGGUUGGAUAAAAGGCUGCCGCAUAGUGAUUGGUGUCACACUGUUCAGUUAGAACCUGAAGUCAUAUCAAUGUCUUUUGUUCCAAUCACCUCCCUAUUGAGUGGAAUCGAUGGAAGUGGAUUCUUGACACAUGCCAUUAAUCUCUACCUCCGCUACAAGCCACCAGUAGUAGAGCUACAUCAAUUCCUGGAAUUCCAGCUCCCCAAACACUGGGCACCAGUAUUUGGUGACCUCACACUUGGUCCUGACAGGAAGCACCAAGGCAAUUCGUCAUUGCAGUUCAGCUUCAUGGGUCCUAGACUAUACGUCAACACAAUGCCGGUAUACGUGGACAGAAAACCAGUCACAGGUGUUCGAUUAUAUUUGGAAGGCAAACGAAGCAACUGCUUAGCAAUCCACCUGCAGCACCUCUCUUCAGUCCCCAAAACAUUCCAACUGGAACAAGACAAAGCCAACGGUAAACUAUCCGCCGCUUCCUCCGAGUCCGACCGCAGGUACUACGAGAAGGUGCAGUGGAAGAGCUUCUCCCACGUCUGCACAGCCCCAGUAGAGAGCGACGACGACCUCUCCGUCGUGACGGGCGCACAUUUCGAGGUCGGCGAGUCAGGGCUGAAGAACGUCCUCUUCCUGAGGCUCCACUUCUCCAGGGUCGCCGGAGCCACCGCCGUGCGGAGGGCAGAGUGGGACGGUUCUCCCUCCGCCACGUCGCAGAAAUCAGGGAUCAUAUCGACGCUGAUCAGCACCAGAUUCUCGAGCGCGGCUCAGAAGGCGGCAGCAUCUGCUCCGAAGCCGAACGAGGUGCAGCUGAACUCGGCGGUCUAUCCCGGCGGCCCGCCGGUGGCUAGCCAGACGCCGAAGCUGCUGAAGUACGUGGACACGACGGAGAUGACGAGGGGGCCGCAGGAUACGCCGGGGUACUGGGUGGUUUCAGGGGCGAAGCUGAAUGUGGAGAAGGGGAAGAUAUCGCUUAGGGUCAAGUAUUCUCUGUUGACAUUGGUGUUGCCUGAUGAGGAGGAUGAGAUUGUUUAGGGUGCAAACUCCACUCAGGAAUCCUCCUAAGGUGGGAGAUUGUGUUUUUGACACAUUUGGAUUUGAUGGUGCAGGAUUUUGUGGCGUUAUGUGUCUUGAGAUAGAGCAGGUUUGUGCUGUAUUGAUUCAAAGGGUUGAUUUCAAAUUGGUGUAUAUAAGAACGAGAAUUGUUGAACGUCGAUCUAAUUUUUACUUAAAUGUUAGGAUUGUAUGUGUAUCCUUUCUUAACACAAUGUAACAACACAAAAAAAACUGGGGUAAAAUCGAUAAAAUGUCCACCAUAUCAUUGAAGUUUCACUUUUAUCGAAAUUUCCACAUCAUAUAUCAUUUUUUUUAUCAGAAUUUGUGCUAGACUUUAUUAGUUAGGGAACAUUAUAUACACCAUUAAAGUCAUUAAAUUAUG